AUGGCACGUAAACAAAACGAAGUUAUUGUUGAAUUCAUUGAACUCUAUCGAUCUGAACCUUGCCUGUGGCAAGUUAGAAGUGAAGAAUAUCAUGACCGCACAAAGAAAGAUGCUGCCUAUAGCAAAUUAGUAAAGAAGUUGGAGGAACUUGAGCCUGGUGCCACCAAGAAGUCUGUCGUACUGAAAAUUAAUAGUUUGAGAUGUGCUUAUCGCAAGGAGAAAAAGAAGGUUGAGGCAUCAAAGAAGUCUGGAGCAUCUACAGACAGCAUCUACAAGCCGGCACUUUGGUAUUACAACCUGCUUGAAUUCCUGCAAGAUCAAGAUACUCCAUGGACGUCACGUUCAAAUCUGGACAAUGAAAACGAAGAGAACUCUGGUGACAAGCCACUCCCAGUUGAAGAAGAAGUGCUUACUACAAUGCGUGACCACUUCAAAAGACCUAAGGAACAACCUGACCGAUAUGAUUUGCUAGGAAGCACUAUUGCUCUGAGGUUAAAAGCUCUGGACAAACGUGUGGCCUUCGUUGCAGAAAAAAAAAAUCAAUGA
Messenger RNA from Macrobrachium nipponense, 546 nucleotides. RefSeq lists its product as uncharacterized. Bases 1 to 546 code for a protein of 181 amino acids. The record is from RefSeq and is a predicted model, not a curated record. NCBI's taxonomy places the organism in Eukaryota, Metazoa, Arthropoda, Malacostraca, Decapoda, Palaemonidae. The transcript is spliced from 3 exons.